Eruca vesicaria subsp. sativa (arugula) is the source of this 3131-nucleotide messenger RNA. NCBI's taxonomy places the organism in Eukaryota, Viridiplantae, Streptophyta, Magnoliopsida, Brassicales, Brassicaceae. The record is from the annotation of a GenBank genome assembly.
GUGAACACAUGUACAUUCAUUACAUUAUAUAUGGUUCAAAGGCUCAAAGCUCCCUUUGACAGUUGUAUGUGUCUUUAAAGAUAGAAACCUCUUAUUUUUUUCUGAACAACCGAUAGAAACCUCAUUCUCAUGAUCUCAUCUCCUUCUUUCUUCUUCAAGGUAGCCUCCAAAGCAAAAAACGAAAGAAGCUAAUCUCUUGUCUGGUCAUAACUUCACAAGAAGCUACAGCUUGUCCUUAAUGUUGGCUUCUUCUUGUCACUUUCUUCGUUUCUUUUUCCUCUGAAACACAAAAAAAAAAAGAAAAAAAAGAUCGUUAAAACCUUAACAGAGUAAGAAGAAGACAUUGGUAACUGCAAAAUCAGAGUAUAUGAAAGUAUUGUGAAAGUUCUUUUUGAGAUAAGGGCUAAGAAGAAGAAGAAGAAGAUAUGUCUGCAAAACUUCUGUAUAACUUGUCAGAUGAGAAUCCAAAUCUGAAUAAACAGUUUGGAUGCAUGAAUGGCAUCUUUCAAGUGUUUUACCGGCAACAACAUUAUCCGGCGAGACCAGACUCCGUCGCCGGAGACGUAGAAAAGUCUUUGCCUCCAGGAGAAAUAAAAGAACUUGUCCGUGAAACUAACAUGGAAAGUGAUAAAGAAACGGAGAGGAUUACCAAGAAGAAGAAGAAGAAGUCUGCAGUAAAGGAUAAGCAUAGAGUCUCUUCUGAAUCCUCUUCACGGCCUUCUUUUUCAUCUUCUCCACGCUCCUCGAGCUUCUCAUCUGCAGAAGUCAGUACCGCAGCUUCUCAAUUCGAUCAGCCUGGUGAGAAUCUGACCAGAGAACAGCUCAAUGCUGGACCAAUGUUUGAUAUAAAGGAGCUUGUGAAAGGCUCUAUUAAUAGAGAAGUGAGAACCAGACGUGAAGAAACAGCACCCUUCACUCAGCAGCAGCAGCAGCAGUUGAAUUCAGCUAAGGCUAGCCUGUUGCAAUCACCAUCUCGGAGUUCUAAUGAGUGGAAUGAAGGUAGAUGCAUGGCUGCUAAGUUAAGGGAGAGUCAUCGGCUUUCUUAUGAUGAGAGGGAGAUGAGAAACAAUGGAUACAAGACGGGUUCGAAGUUGAAAGAGACACCAAGGUUGUCGUUGGAUAGUAGAUCAAGUUGUCCACCAGAGGAACCAGUAACAGUGAGUCACAGGAGAUCAAAUUCAAGUGUGGUUGCUAAACUGAUGGGACUUGAAGUCAUUGCAGACAACUUUGAUACCGAGCAGAGAAACGAGAACCGGUUCUGCGACUCCCCAAGGCCAAUAAUGUCCCGAGUAGAACAACCAACAUCUCUACAGAGAUCUAGAAGCGUUGGCUCGAUCAAGAAGAUACCUGCUUCUAAGUUUCCAUUGGAACCAGCUCCAUGGAAGCAAACGAAAGCAGGCGACUCUGCACCAACCGUUUAUGGCGAAAUUCAGAAGAGGCUUACGCAGUUGGAGUUCAAAAAGGCGGGAAAAGAUCUCAGAGCUCUUAAGCAAAUACUUGAGGCUAUGGAGAAGACACAGCAGUUGCAGAACACUCACCAGCCAGUUCCAGCUGCAACAAGUCCAGCCAUGAACUUCAAACCUGCAUCAGUUGUUCUAAUGAAACCGUCUGCUCCAGUUUCCAGCUCUCCUACCUUGCCAAAUGUCAAUGUUGGCAGCCCCAGACAAAUUCGAAAAGUCACCUCCGGGAAGCAGAACGCGAUGGACUUAACCCCAAGGCCAGGCCUUUCCAAGAGCCAGCUAGAUUCUACCAAGAGCACUAGCCCAAAGACAGUGAGGUCGAGGCAAGCUUUGGUGGCGGAUUCUUGCUCAAAUACCAAGUCAGGUAGGAGCCAACAGCAAAACGUUAGCCCAAGAAGGCAGCCCAAAAAGCUCGGGUUUGAGAGGCAGUCGCCACCAACUACUCCAAAAUCAGAGCCAGGCAAGAUUCAAAGGCAGUUAGGUAGACAGCAAAUGGAGUCAGCAUCACCGAGAAGGAAACAGGACAUUAAACCUCGCAGUACUUUUCAGCAACCUGAGGUUACAAGCAGACAUCGGCUGGAGACUCCAGAGCUGCACACCCCAAAACAAAGGAGUCCAGACUUUGGAAGCAAACAAGAAAGACCAUCUCUUAAACCUCUGAAAGUUACCGUUGAACAACCAAGCCCCGUCUCAGUUCUUGAUGCAGCCUUUGACGAAGAGGAUUCACCGUCCCCUGUGAGGAAGAUAUCUCUUAGCUUUAAAGAUGACGAUACUCUACGUUCUGAAGAAUCUAUGUGGAUAAAGAAGCCUGCUGGCGUCUGCAGAUCCAUACUAUUGUCUGAUAAUAACCGGAAUCCAACACAGCCAGACUCUAUUCUCCUCAAAUGCUUCCCUGAAGAAGAAGCAAACUUCAAAAGCGCCGACCACAAGUACAUCUCGGAGAUACUGUUGGCAUCAGGGCUUCUAAGAGAUCUUGAAUACAGCAUGAUAACCAUUCAGCUCAACAAAGCACGCCUCCCCAUCAACCCUGGACUCUUCUUCAUCCUGGAACAGAACAGACACAGAGGCAGACAACAGCAGACAAAUCAAGCUGAGAAAAUCAGGAGAAAACUCAUUUUCGAUACAGUUAAUGAAAUUCUAGCUCAGAGGUUCACUGCAGAAGGCUGUACCAAACCACGUCUAACAGCAAAUCCAGUUACAGCAAUGGAGAAAAUAUCAAAAGGGGAGCAACUUCUGAAGACGCUGUGUUUGGAGAUUGAUAGGUUACAACAGAACAACUCACAGUGUAUCUUGGAGGAUGACAAAGAAGACCUCAUAUGGACCGACCUGCAAUGUCAAAGCAUGAACAUGAAGGAGUUUGGAGGUGAGACUCCAGGGAUAGUGUUAGAUAUUGAGAGGAUGAUAUUCAGAGACUUGAUUAAUGAAGUUUGCUUCUGUUAAUUUUUUAUGUAUGUUACUUAAGAAUUGUAAAUGAAGUAACCUUACAGAGGAAGAGAACCUUUGGUUUCUGGGUUUUCAACCCUUUUGCAUGUUCUCUUCCUACUAUUUGUUUGUGUAACCAGCUUAUAUAUAUAGGUCUAGUUAAUAAAUAACAAGUGCUAAGAACAUAGUUAUUGUCAAUCUUCUCUUUUCUCCAUCAUUUUGAAUUAGUAAAAAUUUCUUACCCUAUAG